AAGGUUUCAUGUCUCUGCCUGUUAUCUUGGUACUUCCUAGAUAGUUGUCUUUAAAGUUAUCUACGCUCUUAAAUGUAAUGUUUCGAUUUUCUGGCCAGAGAGUUUUAGCAUAAACUUGACAAACUGACUGGUAAUGACUUUUUUCUGAGGGACUUUGGAGGUGAGUGGUUAUGUAACUGUGGUCAGGGUAUAGCAUGGCUAUAGUAAGUACUUGUUCCUGAUAGAGUUUAGAUGUAAAUGGUAAUGUAGAGGUAUCUAGGAUAUAGCAUUGCUUAAUUUGGGACUGGUUCCUGGUGGAGUUUUGAAGUAAGUACAUAUGUAGAGCUAGUCAGGGUAAAGCAUUGCUAAGUUGAGACUGGUUCCUGCACUUGCAACUCAAGCAAAAGAAAAAAAUUGUUAAGGGGGAGAGAGAGAGUCUUUGUUGGAAAAAACGAAAAAGGUUCGAGUUUUAAAAAGAAAAUCAGCUCACCGAAAUGAUAUAUGCAUGCUGAAGAAAUGGUGUGGGACUUCCUGGAAUCAAUGUGACGUCGACUUGAAUUUCGCGUCGUCUAUUUUGACGGAUGAAACCAGGAACACCAAAUACGUUUGGCUGAUUUGGGUUGACAUCCCUAAUACAGUCCUAUUUUGUCAAAUUUUAAAAUCAUCCUUAGCAGAUGCGUGGAAUUACAGAACAGAUAUAUUAUAUAACAAAUUUACUAACAACUUGUUCAUAUAAGGGACUGAUUAUUCGAGUUAAAGUUUUUAAAAAAAUAUACAGCGCUUAUUAAAAAUUAAUUGCAAGAAAAACGUUUUGAUAAAUAUCGCUUAAUACCACUUAUGUAUAUGAUUUUUCAUUUUUUUUUCAAAAAGUUUUUAUAAACGGUAGAGAUUGUUGAAAGCUAAAAUUGUUCUAUGAAUUUCCUGUAUGGUGCAUGAUGAAAUUGUAUCUUCCUUUAAAACAAAUAAUUAAGUCUGAUUUUCUCUCUCUCUCUGUAUCUCUGCUUUUUCUCUUAGCAUCUCUGUCCCUCCCUGUGUCCCCUUCUCUUCCCCCUAUUUCUCUCUCCCCCUCUCUCUCCAGAUAAAUAACAAUACAAUUUUUUUUGUUUUUUUUUAAUUGCUGUAACAGACCAUGUUUGCUCACGAAACCAAUGAGUCAGAGAGGUGGCAUAAUUUGAAUAUUGAACUAUGUGAACGUGUAUUUUUCACGGAGAAAGAGAGUAAAUUAUGUUUUUGAAAAGCGGAAGUGAGUGGCAUGUUUUGUUGAGUGAUCAGGGGCAGUACAUCGGAUGUCGUAGUUAAGUGAGGACUUGGUUGUUUUUCUGAGAGGUGAAUUUUCUAUACCAUGGAAUAAUAUAUAUAUAUAUAUAUAUAUAUAUAUAUAUAUAUAUAUAUAUAUAUAUAUAUGUAUUUUUUUUUGAGAGUUGUUUUUUUUAUAUUAUAUGAUUAUAUAUAUAUAUAUAUAUAUAUAUAUAUAUAUAUAUAUAUAUAUAUAUACAUAUGUGAAAUAAUUGCAUUGUUGAUGUUUUUAACUGGACAUUUAUGCAAGGAUUCUUCUUAAUAUUAUUAUUGUAAAAGACGACGUAAUAAAGUACUGUGAGUUUAAUUGGAAAUUAAUAUACUUCUUUGUGUGACUGGCUAAGUGAGUGAAGGAAUGGAAGAAGUAUUACGCUACUCAAGCCGGCAUCCUGAAUCAUUAACAUAGAAGCAGCUAACCAUGCUACUGACACAACACCCUAAUAAAUAGCAUGUCAGAAGCAAUGUGUUACAAUGUAUUGUUUAAAAAUAAAUCAAUGGACGUCUAUGUUUAGACACAGAAGCACUUUAUGGUAGAAACAGGUGGUGCGCGCAUCCUUGCCUUUGAACAACUUGAAGUAGGUUGGUUGUUCAGUAGGUGGGUACAUACGAAAAUAAGCCACAGAUAUACAUACAAACACUCAUACAUGCACACACACACACACACAUACGCACACAUGCAUACAUUACACACACACAUACAUAUAUAGAUUAUGAAACUAGCUUUUCAAUGUCUAAUCUCCAGCUACAAAUGUUUCUCUUUUAAAAAUUAACGUUACCUUAAAUUCAAAUUCUUUAUUUGCCUUUGUAAAAUCUGCACAUGCUAGAGCAUCGUGUUUACAACAAACAUUUUCCAUACAAAUAUUUCACCUUCAACCUUUCUUAUCAAGCCUCUUUUUUUUUUUGAUGGGGAAUUCCAAAAAAAAGUUUCGGUGAUUCUUCAAAUGUGACGCGUAUAGUUUUCCCCAGAAAAUUAAGAGCCUUUUCAUUUGAUAAAUUUUAAUGUUGAGAUAAGAAUAUAACUAUAUUAGCGUGCGUUCCUCUCACUCGUAUAUUUUUGCUACUUGAUAGUGGAACGUAAGUCUGUUUUAAAUUAUUUUUAAAAAAAAAAGGUAAUGUGCUUUUAUUUAGAAAUGUUUUUAUUUUUUAAUGCAAUUUUCAUUUUCAGUUUCCGCACACAGAUGAAUAUUCUUUUAAAAACAAAUAUUUAUAAUUAAACACAAGACAUAUAAGAGUAAUUACCAUGCACAAAAAUCAACCGAAUGAAAAUUACUUAUCUAAAACACCUUUUCGUAAAAACUGUAUUUAAAAAUUUAAAUUUAAAAAUUACUAUAAUAAACAAAGAAACCCAAAACUUGUACUUGUUAUAUCAGUUAACAUUGGAUUUGUUGAUAAUAGAAGAUCAGGAAGGGGAUCGGUGAGAUGUUAAUAAUUUAUACAUUGAUACAGCUUGCAUUUAAUCAACUUAUGCGAAAGUCCCCAACCCCCAGGGAUAAAGACAGUAAUGACCCAGUUUUAUGCAGUGAGAAGGCCAGGAGUUUGGAGUUUGACAAGUCUGUCCCACGCAUUUUAAUAGCAUUACUCUCUUGCAAGUGCCAGAUUUUAGGGGUAUCAUCACCUACUUAAGAAAUUACAUCCAGGGCUACCCGACGCAUCAGCUCACAGAUAUGCGAAACGUGAAUUUGUUUGGUGCCAUGAUGAACAAUGUACAGUUUUUGAUAAAUAGCCACAACUUUGAUCUAUUAUUAGAAAAGACAAUACUCCUAUACCGUUGCCACCGGAAAUUUCUAAAGCGACCCUCCUUGAUGGUGAUAAAAGAAUGACAAAACCACUGGAAAUGCGAUAGAAAAGACAGCGUAUCUACAAAUCUAUUCAUUGUACAGAACAGUCGACACUCACUUUUUCUCCACAGAAUUCAUAAGUGCACUCCUCAUACAUGUCCUAACCAUCCACAUUUCUCUGUAUCACUGGAAUUUUGGGACUUCCGCUUAAGUGUUUCUUUGUGCGUUCCAGAGUCGUAGUCUUGAUCAAUUCUAAACUGAUCACUCUACAACAGCUUUAUUUUGGGAUCAUUGGUAAUUAUAAGGUAAUUAAUUAAUAUUGCUUCUGUAGAGUAACUCAUUUUGAUAUCCCAGAAUUACAUUACGUCAUCAUUAGAUUUCCCGAAACGCUCGAAGCAAAGACAAAGGGGGAAUAUAUUUUCAUUUCGUCGGAAACGUUGAACGGUUUGGGCAAAAUGCUCUUCUGAAUUUUGAAAUAAUUUCACUCAAAGGCAAUUGGCGCCCUCGAUGUAUGCCCACUUCCCAAUAAAACUCACAGUAAAUGUGGCCAUAGUUGGCAAUUUUGGCCCUUAUUGGCCUAGCUAGAGUACAACGGCCAUCGUUGAGCGAAGAGUUUUUUCUGUACUCAGUUCCACGAUACAAACGCUGCAUUUUUCCAAAACAUGCCACCCUCCAUAUAAAGAAAGAAGUGACACAGUUUGGACAAACCCUCUGGUCCCUUUUCCUACGCCACUGUCAUUGCCCAGACCUGAAGAGCCCCCCCUCCCCCUUUUUUCGAAAGAAAUCGUCUGAAAACACCCCCACUGCAUAUGAUCCCACAACUUUAUAAAUAUAAGCUCAUUGAAUAAGCUCAUUCAAAAUGUAUAUUUUACAUUUGCAAACUUCAUCAGGUUAUUUCUUACUACAGUGUAUUUUAAAAAUCAAUCAAGCAAAACAUCUCGUUUAUGUUAACUUUAUAUUUUAAAAAUAAAUAUUUAAUUUUACUUCCUCAGAUUCUUGUAUACAAAAUGGGAAACGAGCAGUCUAAAACAGAACCCAGUAUUGUGAAAAGAGAACGCACUAUUUCGAAAAAAGAACCCACUAUCUUGACUCCUCCUACCGAAAGAUUACCAGUCAAAACAGAUUCCACAUUAAACUACCUUCUCAUGGGAAAAGUAGCGAAUGGGAAAAGUUCCUCUGGCAAUGCUUUAGUCGGUGAAAAUGUUUUCCAAUCUUAUAACGCAACAACUGCGGGCACCAAAUGUAAUUGGCGUUACUGUAAUAAACACUUGGGAAGAGACAUUUGCGUCGUUGACACACCUGGUCUAUACGACACUGAACACAUGAACAGCAAUAUUGAAAAUGCAAGAUUUGCAAGAAAAUAUUUGACCAAAGCGUUUCAGCUGUGCCCUGAAGGCUUCCAUGCAUUGCUGAUUGUUUUGAAUGUUACCAAUAAAUAUAGCUCCGAAGACAAGAGCGUGAUUGAGUUACUAACAGAAAUUUUUGGAGAGAUUAUGUUUGAUUUCACAAUUUUAAUCUUUACACAUGGAGACAACUUUGAUAAUGAAUAUAAUUUGCUUGAUGCUGACAGGAGUCAAGAAGUUUUUAAAUCAUGGUGUAGACAACAAGCAGGUGAUCUUGGACAAUUGCUAAGUAAAUCUAAAUACAGGGCUGUUUUGUUUCAUAACACAGACACAUAUGAAUUACAUAGAGAUGUGGAGUUACUUGCCUUAGAUAGUGAAGUCCAGAAAAUAUCAAGUAAAGUGGGUCGAUAUACAGAGAGAACUUUUCAAAGAAAUGAACGCAAGAGAAAACAUAUUAUAUUGAAUUAUUAUCUACCUGAACUUCAAAAAGAAAUUAAUGAAAAAUUGCUAACUCUGAAGAAAGAACUUCAGCUAAUUGUAUCAGAUGGAAAAACAAUUACAGACAAGGCAAAGGAUGUUUUAGAAGCUAUAGAUAAGCAUGGAUCUAAGUACCCUACACUAGAUACUUUGAAGGAAAGUGUGAAAAAUAUACAGAAUAAUUUUAGACUUCAAACCUCCAAUCAAGAGAAGUUUCACCUUGUCACUAAAACUCAGGAACUUAUCGAUGGAAAUGUCCUUUUUGAGCUUAGGUCUCUGAGUGAUUUCAUUGAUAACAUCAGAAAUCCUGAAAAACACAAAGAGGAAAUGAAAGAUAAAGCGAAGGCUCUUGCUCGGUACGUAGACGAAGAAGAUCUUGGAACGAAUAAACUCGAUGACCUGAAAAAGAAAGUUGAAAUGUUUCUACUUCAAAUUGAUGAUUUAGAUACGAAGGGAUCUGGCACUCUUACAGAAAUGAAAUAAGUACUUAAGGUUUUAGUCGUGGUUGGUUUAAAAUGUAAUAUUUAUUAUGCAUUCAUUUUAGUAAGUACCUGUAUACAAUCCCAGCUUGUAAAUUGAAGUGCAAUACCCUGCAAAAGACUAGACAAGCAAAAACCUCAACAGCACCUAGGGUAGAGAGGACUCGUUAAACUUGAAUGGCAAGUAAUCUAAGAGAAUGCAAACUCUAAACUCAAACCCAGAGAUGGAAUCCCGUAGGCUGUAUGACAUUGACGUAAUGAAAAUUCUGACAACUCCUGCUACUUGGAACGCGUAAGGAGGAAAUUGAGACACAAGAAAAAAGUUUUGGAAUUAGAACACAGGCUUAUACGAGAGGGUGAAGAUAUCGAAAUUGAGCAUGAAAUAAAAUACAGCUCUAGUUAAGGUUACUGCUGAAGUCGAUGCCUUGUUCAAAUUUGCAUGCAAAGAAUGAACGAUACAUGAUACCUUUAGAAAAUAACUGUCCUGAAAUUUUAGUCAAAAAUUGCCUUGUCAUUAGCAUGUUCCAUAAACUGACAGCGCUUCUUUUGAAUAAAGGGCUCUAGAUGGUCCACUACUUUGUCAAGAGUAAAGCCUUUAGUCUGGAGAUUCUGCUGUGUAAAAUUAACUUCCUCAAGUAACACUCUCUUAAUCAAGCAGAUAAACCUGACAUCCCAGACAGCAUGUAAUAGACGUUGUGCUGUAUGACUACCAUGCUCAGAUUUUAAGGGGCGGGGCUAUUGACGAAAUGGCAAAAAUAUUAUUGUUUGAGUAUUUCUGGGCUGAUAUAUUUGGUUAAAAAAUUAUUUUAAAAAAAAAAAAAAAAAUUUUUUUUAAAGUUAAAAACAGUGGUUAUUUUAGCCUCCGGUUUGAUUUGAUUUGAUUGAAUACUUACUUAUAUAGCGCUAAAUAUCCAUGCUAUUUUGUCAUGCUUACUGCGUUCUCAGCAUCCGGGACGUAGCAGGGGUUGUAGGAAUGAUUCAUUGUUUCGAUGUUUGCCUAGUGUACGGGACACCAUCUACGGUUUUGAAUUUAGGGUUUCCUUCUCUUAGAUGAUUUUCCGACCAAGGUUAGCGAGUCCCAUCUACCCGCGGUGCUGGAAUUGAAUUCCAGACAACCAACUUGAGAUUUACUCAGUUUAGACCACUCGACCACCCAGUACCAGUGUAAUCAAUUCCCCUGAGAGCAAUGUCAUAAAUGGGAUUCUUUGUUAAAUCGUAACGACGAUAAGUUUUUAAAAAAGAGGAAAUCAAUUAUACUUUUCUCAAACAGGGAACAAUAUAUAAUUUUUAGUAUGUGUAUUUGUUUCAAUAAUCUAAUAUAAAUGAACGCUGGCACAAUAGGUGAUGUUUGUUUUUAAAUUAUACGUUCGCUUACAUAUAACCUACAUUAUUCUUUAAAUAAAGAAGUCUUUAUCGGGUUUGUAUGAAUGACUUUAAAUAUGGUCAAUAUUGUUCUCGCCAAGUCGAUUAAUUGAAAGUGUUUAUGUGAAAUAUAUUUAUUUUGAAAUGUCUUUAGAUGCACUUGAUUAAGGUAG
This is a messenger RNA of Lymnaea stagnalis (great pond snail), 6887 nucleotides long. NCBI's taxonomy places the organism in Eukaryota, Metazoa, Mollusca, Gastropoda, Lymnaeidae. The record is from the annotation of a GenBank genome assembly.